CCCCAAGUCAUCUGCUACAAAAAAAUACAAAAAAAAACAUUCCACUGUUAGCCAAUCUGCGACGCAGCGCAAGGACUGUCAAGGGAGGCCUUAACAGCAGCUGGCAAAAUAUUGACAGUUUAUCAAGCAACGAAACUCGGGAUUUGCUGUUUUUGUGACUAUAGCUGAGUAACACCGGUUAGGAUUGGAAGGUGCAGCCGAGCUAGGGUGUAGUGAAGUCGGGGAGAGGAGGAGGGGACGGUCCGGACAGGAGAAAAACAAAGAUGCCUGUGUAGUUAAACUAGGCAAAUCCUAGCGAACUGUCUGAACAUCUCUCAGAUUUUUCCAAAACUGACACGUCCCGGAGGUCCAGUGGAUAGCGAGCUGGCACCAGGGACAAAACGUUUACCGACCUGCCGAACCGGGCCGUUAUGAACGGCCGCUCAUGCGCUGUCACGGCAAAUAACUGCGACUUGACAACACAAAAACAUCUGACGGGUUGUUUUUUUCUAGCUAGACAAGGGCGAGGACUGGAGUGUUUUGUGAGCUUGUUAGCUAUAGCAUGUAGCUAGCUGAAUAUAUUCGUUAAACUGCCAGUCAACAGCGCUACAUUUAUACGAAAACGACCGUCAAAUAACGAUUUUUGGAAAUUUCUAGAACGUUAGGUGAAUGCCCGUUUGUUAAAUUCAAAGCGUAUUGCGCAACAUUGCUUACAAACUAGCUAGCUAGCUAACGUGUAUUCCAGCUCUGACUUCUUGCUAGCCAGCUGACCGUUAACUGUCCUGGCUUUCCCUUGCCUAGCCUGGUGUAGCUAAAUCUGCCAGCUAGCUAACAUUUUGGCGACAGGUCGCUAGAUUACGCUUGACAAACACCAUCACCACCACCCACCAUGUCCUCGAUGGAAGAGCGUGGUGAGGUGGGCGUCGCGGCGGCUCCAGGCUCCUCAGGCGGACUGGCGGUGGGGGCAGCCCUGGAGACAGUGGUCGGUGGGCCAUCAAUGCAAGAGGAGGUGGGCUUCCGAAGAGGAGAGGGGCUCGGGCCCGAGUCGGACCCGGACGAGCCGCCGCCCAAGAAGCGGAUGAGACUGCCGGAGGGAGAGUCGGGAAAGCUGGAAGAGAGGCUGUAUUCAGUGCUGUGCUGCACGGUGUGUUUAGACCUGCCCAAAGCCUCCGUUUAUCAGUGCACCAACGGUCACCUGAUGUGUGCUGGCUGUUUCAUCCACCUGCUGGCUGACUCUCGUCUGAAAGAGGAACAGGCCACUUGUCCUAACUGCAGGUGUGAGAUCACCAAGUCCCUGUGUUGUAGGAACCUGGCUGUAGAGAAGGCUGUGAGUGAGCUGCCCACAGACUGUCCCUUCUGUCUCAAACAGUUCCCUCGCUCCAGCCUAGAGAGGCACCAGAAAGAGGAGUGCCAAGACAGGGUGACGCAGUGUAAGUAUAAGCGGAUUGGCUGCCCAUGGAAGGGACCGUUCCACGAGCUACCGGCCCACGAGGAGGAGUGCUGCCAUCCCACCAAGACUGGCACAGAGCUGAUGGGCAUCCUGGGGGAGAUGGACCAGAGCCACAGCAGAGAACUAACCCUUUACAACUCUAUAUUCUCCCUGCUCUGUUACGAGAAGAUAGGCUUCACAGAGGUCCAGUUCAGGCCGUACCGGACAGAUGACUUCAUAACUCGUCUGUACUAUGAAAGUCCUCGUUUCACCGUGUUGAACCAGACCUGGGUACUGAAGGCCAGAGUCAAUGACUCAGAACGCAACCCUAACCUCUCGUGCAAACGCACCCUCUCCUUCCAACUCAUCCUCAAGAGCAAGGUGAACUCGGCUAUAGAGUGUUCCUUCCUGCUGUUGAAAGGUCCGUACGAUGAUGUGAGGAUCAAGCCUGUGAUUCACCAUCAUGCGUUCAGCAACGACACCAACGAGACUGACUACGUCCCCCUGCCCAUCACCGACUCUGUGGAGUGUAACAAACUACUGGCCGCUAAGAACAUCAACCUACGUCUCUUCAUCUUCCAGAUCCAGAAAUAGACAGGAGGAGGAGGAGGACCGAGAGAGACACGUGUAGAGGACGUGAGGGAGAGAGAAGUUUGAGUUUAAAGUGAGACACCACUGAUACCUCUUUACACACACACACACACACACACACACACACACACACACACACACACACACACACACACACACACACACACACACACACACACACACACACACAGGACCACAUAUUGAGAGAGUUAGGGAACCCCACCAUUUCAGGUGCUGCUUUUAGUGUUGCUAUGAUUUACUAUGGGGGUGUUAGGGGAGAUGGGGUUGUCACUAUGGAGACCGGAUGGUGUUGCUAGGGGAAUUCAUCUGUAUGGACUGAGGAAGUUGUUACUAUGGGGGUGUUAGGGGAGAUGGGGCUGUCACUAUGGAGACCGGAUGGUGUUGCUAGGGGAAUUCAUCUGUAUGGACUGAGGAAGUUGUUACUAUGGGGGUGUUAGGGGAGAUGGGUUUGUCACUAUGGAGACCGGAUGGUGUUGCUAGGGGAAUUCAUCUGUAUGGACUGAGGAGUUGUUAUUAUGGGGGUGUUAGGGGAGAGGGGGUUGUCGCUAUGGAGACAGGAUGGUGUACCUGUGGAGUUGAGUCUGUCUGACCUUUCACCCUUUGACCCCAGAGCCAAAGGUAGCUCAUACCCACCAAAGCAGGAUGAACCAUACGAGAGUGUGUGUGUGUGGUAUGAUACUCUGAGUAAAUGUGUGUGCGUAUGUGUUCCAAAGAUGUGAAUGUGAGCUUUUGAACUCUGUUGACCACUCAGCUAGUCUGUCCUAUAGAAUGGAAGGGUGGGUUACCUGUGUGCAUACACUCUGACCGGCUCCUAGUCUGUCCUAUAGAAUGGAAGGGUGGGUUACCUCUAUACACACUCUGACCUGCUCCUAGUCUGUCCUAUAGAAUGGAAGGGUGGGUUACCUCUAUACACACUCUGACCUGCUCCUAGUCUGUCCUAUAGAAUGGAAGGGUGGGUUACCUGUGUGCAUGCACUCUGACCUGCUCCUAGUCUGUCCUAUAGAAUGGAAGGGUGGGUUACCUGUGUGCAUGCACUCUGACCUGCUCCUAGUCUGUCCUAUAGAAUGGAAGGGUGGGUUACCUGUGUGCAUGCACUCUGACCUGCUCCUAGUCUGUCCUAUAGAAUGGAAGGGUGGGUUACCUGUGUGCAUGCACUCUGACCUGCUCCUAGUCUGUCCUAUAGAAUGGAAGGGUGGGUUACCUGUGUGCAUGCACUCUGACCUGCUCCUAGUCUGUCCUAUAGAAUGGAAGGGUGGGUUACCUGUGUGCAUGCACUCUGACCUGCUCCUAGUGUGUCCUAUAGAAUGGAAGGGUGGGUUACCUCUAUACACACUCUGACCUGCUCCUAGUCUGUUGGAUUAGGACAGCCGUCCAUUUUGUUCUGAGACCAACCCAGAGCAGAGCCAAGAUGGCAGUGUUUUGCAUGCUCCUUUUAGUUAGUACUUAAAAAAUGAGUUGUGAUUUAAAUAUUUUACCUUAAAAAAAGUUAACUUAUACCUCCUUUUUUAUUUCUUUUUAACCCUGAAUAUUUAAAAUCCUUUGAAUUUAGCCUUUUUUUAGUUUGGUAUUAGUGUGGCUGUGCGCUUGCGUGUGUGUGUGUGCACGGUGUUGCUCGCGUGCGGAUUGUGUUGAGACAGAUACAUUUAGGGCCCUAGUGAUCACAUCCCUAUAAACAGAUUCUUGCAUGGCCACACACACACACGCAUACACACACACACACACACACACACACACACACACACACACACACACACACACACACACACACACACACACACACACACACACACACACACACACACACACACACACACACACACACACACACACACACACACACACACACACACAUACACACACACACACGCAUACACACAAUCGGCAGACCUCUUAGGCCUGCUCAGAAACCAACAUCUGUGUAUGUGUGUGGACUCCUCCUUCUGCUCGGGUUGGGCCGUGCUCGAACCGGAGAUCCCAGAACUCUGAAACGGACCUGAAGGGAACCCCAGCUAGUGUGACAGACUGGGUUUGAAUCUGGUUUGUCUGCGUGCCACAAGACCGUGUUAGUCCUCUAAGCUAAAGCCUAGGUCGUUAUCGUGGGGAGGUCCCCCCGUAGAAGGGUGGUUCCCCUCCGGAAGACAGAAAAGAGAAUCUGAACGGUCCACCGGCUCAACGCUGUUUCACAGGACUAAGGGCUCGAUUCCAUCAGAUCCGCUUUAGUUAACAUCUGCAGAGUGGUUGUUUUUGCCGUCAAAUCCACAAGUAAAGCCGGACGUUCCCAUUGGCUGCACGGAGUCUCAUUAACAGAAAUCCCAUGCUGCCUUGUUUACAAGUUCAACACUGGAAUGUGAGAUGUCAUCUACACCUCGAUUUAGGGAUGAAAGAAAUCCUCAUUUAGUUUAAUGAUUUUUCAAUUUGAGCAUAAAUAUUUCUAUAUAGCCUACACGUUCUCGUUGUGAACUUCUGCAGCGAGUGGGGCAGGUGUGGUUUCCUGACAAUGAUUGCAAGAGUAGCUGCUCAGCGAUUUUUGACGGCUCAAACUAAGUUCCACCGCCAAAACAUCCGCUAUGCUGGGGUCUUCUAUCGCCGGUUAACUCAUGAUCUGAUUGUAUCUAGACCUAGCUCACGACUCUGGUUUUAAAUGGGGAGAAUCCUGGAUGGACCUUUUGACUUUGGGAACUGAAAAUUUGUGUGUGUGUGUGUGUGUGUGGGGGGGGGGGGGGGUGGGGGGGGGUCUGGUGCGUUACUAUGGUGACGUGUUUAGAGUGUUAGUUACUUGAAUGAUGCUGAGAUGACGAUGUUACUAAAAAGUAGAAUCUACUGUGAUAGCUCUGUCUCUCCUCCUGACCUAUUUAGGUUGAGUGUUUCUAUAGAUCUGACUCCUCCGGGCCUAUCUAGGUCUUGUAUUUCUGUGUUUUAAUGCUUUUCGUCUCUAUGCCAAUAGACUCACUGACUCAUCUCACUAUGGCUGUACAUGUGCCUUUUAUUAAAGAUCAUGGAAACUGAAA
Salvelinus fontinalis (brook trout) is the source of this 5028-nucleotide messenger RNA. Its product is annotated as zinc finger TRAF-type-containing protein 1-like. The coding region runs from base 869 to 2002 and encodes 377 amino acids. NCBI's taxonomy places the organism in Eukaryota, Metazoa, Chordata, Actinopteri, Salmoniformes, Salmonidae. The record is from RefSeq and is a predicted model, not a curated record. Gene Ontology annotation, cellular component: nucleus. Gene Ontology annotation, molecular function: zinc ion binding. The transcript is spliced from 6 exons.